AUGGCCCCCCACCGCUCCCGCAUCCGCAAUGACCCAGCCGUGGUGGAGUUCUGGAAUGUGCACCAUGUUAAUUUCGGGCCGUUCAUGGCCUACGACGCUGCGAGGUGCAGUACGCCGUCGUGCAAAGACGUCUACGCCCUCUACGGCUACAUUCUCGGGUGCCAGCCCGUGACGCCAGGGAGGUCGGGCUACGAGGCGAUGGAGGACACGAUGAGCAAGAAGGCAUGCGCUCCCGCCGACAUCAGCUGCAGAUCACCGAUGUGGUACUCGUUGCCGGGCCCCUGCCCGCUGAAGAAGAUCAGCGCGGACACGGUAAAAGCCCAGACAAAG
Prorocentrum cordatum is the source of this 330-nucleotide messenger RNA. NCBI's taxonomy places the organism in Eukaryota, Dinophyceae, Prorocentrales, Prorocentraceae. The record is from the annotation of a GenBank genome assembly.